Molecule: messenger RNA, 2194 nt
Organism: Anopheles bellator
Lineage: Eukaryota; Metazoa; Arthropoda; Insecta; Diptera; Culicidae
Gene: CLS
Product: probable cardiolipin synthase (CMP-forming)
Exons: 3
Coding region: 281-1360 (359 amino acids)
Biological process (GO): cardiolipin biosynthetic process
Cellular component (GO): membrane; mitochondrion
Molecular function (GO): cardiolipin synthase activity
Source: RefSeq, a predicted model, not a curated record
UAAACCCCAUAGUGUACAAUUUGGACCACGAAGUAAUCUGCAAUACGCAAACACCACACUUUUUGUGAUUUUCGUGCGUUUCUGUUCGAUCGUACGUGGGUUGAUGAAAGCAUAACAGAAUGGUAUGGAAAGCGUGUCGUUCGCUUUGAACGUGUCCCACUACGCCCGAGAUCGGGAACUGCGACUUCUGCGAAUCUAGUACGCAAUCACAAAACUUAUUGUAGCAGCCGGUGUAUGCCGUGUAGUGGAGCAAUUUUUUUCCCUCAACAUUUGCAAUAGAAUGAUGUUGAAUGUAGCUGCACAUUCGCUGCUUGCGCAAUCCAGUUCGCGAUUCCUGAUGAGAUUAUCGCGGCACUACCAACAUUGGGCGCUCGGCUGUACUGUAUGUUUCUGUCGACAAGAAUCGCAAUACUUCUCCGGUCGACAACUGGCGCGGUUCCGCGGUACCGCGUACCGGUUACACCAACCGAACGUGCGGGGCAGCAUCUACGAUGGCAACGAACCAUAUUUCGACCUUUCACCGACUUGUACCGAUCGCUGGAACGCUGGCUCCCCUUUCUACCGCUGUUAUUCCUCUGACCCAAAGAAGGAGAACCACCGGUAUGAGAUAGCUGUAAAAUCGGUGGAAAGAGCUGAGCUGUUACAGACUGUCCUGUUGAAAAACAAAAGAUUGCUGCAAGAAAAACGCGACGUUCUAGUGCGCGACAUCCGAGAACGGAAGGAAAAGGUAAAGGAGCGCGUAGAGGAGGUGAUUGAACGAGAGAACGUGGCCACCCUACCGAAUCUACUCUGCAUAGGUCGUAUUAUUGCUUCGCCCUACCUCGGCUACCAGAUUGUGCAGGGCGAUUUUCGGUUCGCUAUGGCAAUUUUGGUUGUGGCGGGGCUCACUGAUCUGGCAGAUGGCUGGAUAGCGCGUCAAUGGCCAAAUCAGGCUUCUCGGCUUGGCUCAUUUCUCGAUCCGAUGGCAGACAAAAUCCUAGUUGGUGUAAUGGUUGCGGCAAUGUCGUACAUUGGCCACUUGCCCAUCUGGCUAACGGUCAUGGUACUCUUUCGCGACGUGUUUCUCAUCGGAGCUGGGUUCGUCAUCCGCUACAUUAGUCUCCCGCAACCACGCACCUUGUCCCGGUACUUCGAUGUAACGCAUGCUACGGCUCAACUAGCGCCCACCUUCAUUAGCAAACUGAACACUGCCGUGCAACUAGUCAUGGUGGCCGCUACGCUUGGUGCUCCGAUCUUCAGUUACAUCGAUCACGCAUAUCUGCACGGGCUAUGGUACCUAACGGGAUUCACCACAGUUGCCGCAGCUGUGAGCUACCUCACCAACAAGGAUACGUACAAGAUAUUGCGAAAAAACCCUUAGAGACACCGAACUACCUCGAGUCUACGCGAGCUAAAUAACGACAAUGGAUGCAGAUUGGUCACUCUGCCAAUCUGCCAGACAGGUCACCCACAAAACCACGUGGAUGUCCCCGGAUGGAGCUACUUCAAAUAGAUCGAGCGUCGACAUCAACCGAGUCUGCGCAACGUCAGGACCUAUAGAGGGACCAACAUCGACUCAAAUCAUUACCUCGUUGGCGAUUCUGGUGAUUUUAUGUAAAAUAACUAACCCCAGUACAGCGGGCGCGAACAAUGCGCAGACUUAGAACAACGGACUCCUGCUCUUCUACGAAAAAAAAUUAAAUUAAUUUGAAAAGUAAAUGGUACAUUCACCGUUCAUUCGUUACAUUAUGCAAUGAUUCUCGAAGAGAAACAAUAGGAAAGAAAUUGUUAUCAUAUAUUCAUAUAUUUUCUCAGAACAUCGUUUUUCGACCGAAUUUGUGUCCUAACGAACAAACCAUGUUCGGAAAGAUUAUUUGAGUUUUAUUAUUCGUGUUCUGCCUUUUGAAAACAUUUAUUCAUAGUAUAUGCUGCCUAAAUAGUAUCUAGAUGAAUAGAUGUAAUAUUUAUAAAGUCUGUGAAGUUUCACGGACGUACAAUAGCUGUCUCUAUUUAAAUAAAAUUAAAUUAAAUUUCCGUAAUUAGUGUAUAUAUUAAAGAUUAAAAAAUACGCCAUGAGCACUCUCACAUCUUCAUACAUAAACUUAAUUGUUAGAGAUUACAAGAAGAAUUCCACUCUCUUAAAUUUUGUUAAUUUUACACGGGAGUUGAAUGUUAAAUGUUAAAUAACUAUUACGGAAAUAAAACUAUGAUUAAA